CUUCGAGAACGUAGAUCGAGCGCUGGAGGUCUCCAGGAAAGGUAGUAUUGGGCAUAGCCUCAGUUGAUGCACGCAGCACAGCCAAAUCUGCCACGCGUCAUGGGUCACAAAAGGCUCUGCUCUGCGUAUUCGGUAUGGGUAACGCAGCCAGUGCAGAUGCGCACAGAUUGCCUCUAACCGAAGACAUACUCCGGGUCAUCCUUGAGCAGAUUCCUCGUGAGGACCUCAAAUCCGCGUCGCUGGUCAACCGCGAUCUCGCCGCUGUGUCGCGUAGCUUCAUCCUUCGACAAUUCGUACUGAAUCUAGCGCACGAGGACAAGUGCCAGCGCAGGCUGGAUACGUUGCGUCUAUCGACAAGUGUCUCCCAGUAUGUGAAGGAGCUAUCAAUCGUAGGCGAUCUCGCGCACAAAAGGUGGUGGCAAUAUCUCGCGGAGGUUGAAGAUGGGCCGGUGACUAUGCAGGUCCAGGCUCUUGAAGAACUCCAACAGCACAUACAGAACGGUAUAUUCAAGGCUGGGCUCAAGCGUGUGAGGUGGGAUGCUGGCCUGGACAUGCCGGUCGCCUUGAUAGAAGCUAUACAAGUAGCAUUCCCAGAAUGCAGCUUCGUACUCGAGAAAUACGCAGGCUCAGCCCUCCCGCCUAUGCCCACUCUCGUAUCGCUCACGGCAACCGUACACUGCCACGGCGAUCCUCUUCUCAAUUUUCAGCCCAUAUUGCGUCAUGCAACGGGACUGCGUACUCUGCAGAUCUCAGCAUACAACCACACAGGCUGCGUCGUACGCGGUUAUACAGAGGCCGAAUUUGCAGCCCUCCCGAAACCAUUCCUGACGUAUGACCCGUCACAGCCGGUUUGCGGAGGCAGUGGUCCGAUGCUUCAAGACCUGGUCCUGGAGCGUUUCAGUUGGAGCGUGGAGGGUGCCGUCAGCUGUCUCGAGCAGAUGUCAUGGUCGCACCUGCGCAAGCUGGAGCUACGUCGCCGCGAUUCCGUCCCACUUCUCCAAGCCUGUGUCCCUGUCAGUUCUAACAUGCCAUUCCUCGAGGAAUUUGUAUACACGACGUGGUACGGAAGCGAAGAGACCCGUGCUGACAUUACGCAGGCGCUCCAAGACUUCUUAUCGAGUACCUCGGGACUUCAGGUUUUACACGUGGAAGGACCUCAUCAUCCUUUGGUCUCAACCAUCGUCGCGCACCACGGGGAGACCCUGCGUUCCCUUGUGCUGCACGAUCACGAACGUCGCGAUGAGCCCCAGCGAACGACACUGACUCUGGGGGGCCUUCGGCGAUUGGGCGAGAAGUGUCGCUCACUGCAUCAUCUCGGAAUCGACGUUGAUGCGGACUACACUGUUUCUCACACAGACUCAGAGGUGACUCUCCAUCAAUUCUGAUCAAAACUAGGGUCUGACAUUGUGGACGUACAGGCGGAGACAUUGACGACAUUCAUCAACUCCGCUGACUACUUCCCUGCUCUGCGCAAAUUGACUCUAUACACGCUGCUGGGGAUAACCAGGCUACCCAGCGCCUCGCAGGAUGAUCUCCGUAUGCUGGACCCCUUAGCGUACUCAAGGAACAUGUGCCCUUCAUGUUGAU
This is a messenger RNA of Fomitopsis serialis, 1587 nucleotides long. RefSeq lists its product as uncharacterized. The coding region runs from base 135 to 1385 and encodes 416 amino acids. NCBI's taxonomy places the organism in Eukaryota, Fungi, Basidiomycota, Agaricomycetes, Polyporales, Fomitopsidaceae. The record is from RefSeq and is a predicted model, not a curated record. The transcript has 4 exons.